UGGUCUGAGGAGCCCUCUCUACGUUUCCAGCCCAGGAGCCAGUAAGGUCUGGACUACGAUUGUUCUGCGGCUCGGUGUCCCUGCCUCCCGGCCCUCCUCUCAGCCUCAAAUAUUCUCUCGCGAGCGCCCUCGGGAGCCGCAACUCUCUUCGCUCUUCCCUCCCCGAGCGCCUCCGGUCUCUCCGCGCCUGAGCUCGGAGGCGGCGGCGGGGACGCGGAGCCGGGCACGAGGCCGAGGCGGGGAUGAUGGAGGGGACUCUACCUCGAACUGGACUGAACCGGGGACAACUACAGUGCCGUAACCUGCAGGAGUUUUUGAGGGGUUUGAGUCCUGUAGUACUAGACCGACUUUAUGGUCACCCAGCCACCUGCCUGGCUGUCUUUAGGGAACUCCCAUCCUUGGCCAAGAACUGGGUGAUGCGGAUGUUGUUUCUAGAGCAGCCAUUGCCCCAAGCAGCAGUAGCCCUGUGGGUCAAGAAGGAAUUUAGCAAAGCCCAGGAGGAAAGCACAGGAUUGUUGAGUGGUCUCCGUAUCUGGCACACCCAGUUACUCCCUGGUGGCCUCCAGGGCUUCAUCCUCAAUCCUGUUUUCCGACAGAAUCUUCGUGUUGCUCUCCUGGGAGGGGGGAAGGCUUGGUCAGAUGAUACAAGUCAACUUGGUCCAGACAAACAUGCUCGAGAUGUUCCAUCAUUGGACAAGUAUGCAGAAGAAAGAUGGGAGGUGAUCCUGCAUUUCAUGGUUGGCUCCCCGAGCGCAGCUGUCAGCCAGGACCUGGCCCAGCUACUCAGCCAGGCUGGACUCAUGAAGAGUUCUGAGCCUGGAGAGCCACCCUGCAUUACGUCUGCUGGCUUCCAGUUCUUAUUGCUAGACACACCUGCCCAGCUUUGGUAUUUUAUGCUUCAGUAUUUGCAGACUGCCCAGAGCCGAGGCAUGGAUCUGGUUGAGAUCCUGUCCUUCCUCUUCCAGCUUAGCUUCUCCACUCUUGGCAAGGAUUAUUCUGUGGAGGGCAUGAGUGAUUCCCUUCUUAACUUUUUGCAACAUCUACGAGAGUUUGGGCUGGUAUUCCAAAGGAAGAGAAAGUCUCGGCGCUACUAUCCAACCCGAUUGGCCAUCAACUUGUCAUCAGGUGUUACUGGUGCUGGAGGUACUGCUCAUCAACCAGGCUUCAUUGUUGUGGAAACCAACUACCGGCUCUAUGCCUAUACUGAGUCAGAACUUCAGAUUGCACUCAUUGCCCUCUUCUCCGAGAUGCUCUAUCGAUUCCCCAAUAUGGUAGUAGCCCAGGUCACUCGAGAGAGUGUGCAGCAGGCCAUUGCUAAUGGUAUCACAGCCCAGCAGAUCAUCCACUUCAUGAAGACAAGAGCACAUCCAGUGAUGCUGAAACAGACCCCUGUACUGCCUCCCACCAUUACAGAUCAGAUCCGACUCUGGGAGUUGGAGAGAGACCGGCUUCGAUUCUCGGAGGGUGUCCUCUACAACCAGUUCCUGUCCCAGGUGGACUUUGAGCUGCUGCUGUCGCACGCCCGGGAGCUCGGGGUGCUGGUCUUUGAGAACACAGCCAAACGGCUUAUGGUGGUGACGCCGGCGGGGCACAGUGACGUCAAGCGGUUUUGGAAGAGGCAGAAGCACAGCUCCUGAGCCACGACUUGGGCCGGGGGCGCCGCCGCCGCCCCUCCUCCCCAGAGGGGACUGGUGAAUGUUUUUUCUUCUAGGAAGAGAGGGCCUCUUGCCCAUCCAGCCUCAAUGUCCCACUUGUCCUUGGCCCCUCUUCGGAACAGGAUUUGGAGUCUGAAACCCUACCCAAGCGUCCCCUGGUCUCAUCCUUUCUCCACUCAACCUUAUCCUCAUGGACCCUCUGUGCCCCAAAGGAAUCGUGAACAGAAACAGAAGCGGCUUCGAGAAAAGCAGAGGGCUUUGGACAAAGAGAUGGCAGUGAAUAGCAAGCUAUCAGUAAAGCCUAGUAAAAGCUGGAUUGCUAAAGAGACAGUGUUAUAUGAAAUCCCUACAAAACCUGGUGAAAAAAAAGAUGUCACAGGGCCCAUGCCUCCUACAUACAGUCCACAAUAUGUUGAGGCUGCCUGGUACCUUUGGUGGGUUCAAGAGGGAUUCUUCAAGCCAGAAUAUCAGUCCCAGCUGCCUCAGGCUACAGGGGAGAUCUUCUCCAUUUGCAUUCCACCCCCCAAUGUCACUGGUUCCUUGCACCUUGGCCAUGCUCUUACUGUGGCCAUACAGGAUGCUCUUGUGCGCUGGCAUCGGAUGCGAGGGGACCAGGUACUGUGGAUCCCAGGUUCAGAUCAUGCUGGCAUUGCUACUCAGGCUGUGGUAGAGAAACAACUAUGGAAGGAACAGGGAAUAAGGAGACAUGAACUGAGCCGAGAAGAUUUUCUAAAGAAAGUAUGGAAGUGGAAGGAAGAGAAAGGUGGUGAGAUCUGUGAGCAGCUACGAGCCUUGGGGGCCUCUUUGGACUGGGAUCGAGAAUGUUUUACUAUGGAUGCUGGUUCUUCAGUAGCAGUGACAGAAGCCUUUGUCCGUCUGUAUGAGGCUGGCCUAUUAUACCGGGACCAGCAGAUUGUCAACUGGUCAUGUGCUUUGAGGUCGGCCAUCUCGGAUAUUGAGGUAGAGGGUCGGCCCCUGCCUGGCCGAACAGAAUUCUGCCCUCCAGGCUGUCCCCACCCUGUCUCCUUUGGCCUCCUCUUUUCUGUUGCCUUUCCAGUAGAUGGGGAUCCUGAUACAGAGAUUGUAGUGGGGACUACACGGCCGGAGACUUUACCUGGUGAUGUAGCUGUGGCUGUUCAUCCCGAUGAUCCUCGAUACAUACACCUCCAUGGGUGUCAGCUCCGUCAUCCACUAAGUGGGAAGCUCCUUCCCCUCAUCACUGACCCUACAGUCCAGCCUGACCUGGGCACAGGUGCAGUGAAGGUGACCCCUGCCCACAGCCUUGUUGAUGCUGAUAUUGGGGCACGACACAAGCUGAUCCCUGUGAAUGUCAUUGGAGAGGAUGGAACCAUGGUUACCCCCUGUGGGGAUUGGCUGCAGGGUCUUCAUCGAUUUGUGGCUCGUGAAAAGAUUGUGUCUAGGCUUAAGGAACAAGGAUGUUUUCGUGGCAUUCAGGACCAUCCUAUGGUACUCCCUAUCUGCAGUCGUUCUGGAGAUGUGGUAGAAUAUCUUCUCAAAAACCAGUGGUUUGUGCGAUGCCAGAAAAUGGGGGAACAAGCUGCCCAGGCUGUGGAAUCGGGGGCCCUAUGUCUCAACCCUCCCUUUCAUCAGAAGAAUUGGCAACAUUGGUUUUCUAAUAUCAGUGAUUGGUGUGUUUCCCGGCAGCUGUGGUGGGGACAUCAAAUUCCAGCAUAUAGGGUUUUUGGAAAGGAGGGAGACAUUGAAGAAUGUUGGGUAGUAGGUCGAUCAGAGGCUGAGGCCAGAAAGGUAGCUGCAGAACUCAUAGGGAGACCAGAGAAGGAGCUAACUUUGGAGAGGGACCCUGAUGUUUUAGACACCUGGUUUUCCUCUGCACUUUUUCCCUUUUCUGCUCUGGGCUGGCCUCAAAAGACUCCAGACUUAAAUCGGUUCUACCCCUUGUCCCUGUUGGAGACAGGCAGUGACCUUCUGAUGUUCUGGGUAGGCCGAAUGGUUAUGCUAGGGACCCAGCUCACUGGACAACUUCCGUUUCCCCAGGUGCUUCUUCACUCCAUGGUUCGGGAUGGGAAAGGCCGCAAGAUGAGCAAAUCUCUGGGAAACGUACUUGAUCCCAGAGAUGUUAUCAGAGGAGCAGAGCUACAGGUGCUACAGGAAAAGCUGAAAGAUGGAAACCUGGAUCCCAGGGAGCUACAGAUUGCUGCUUCAGGACAGAGAAAGGAUUUCCCUCAAGGAAUCCCUGAAUGUGGUACAGAUGCCCUGAGGUUCACACUCUGUUCUCAUGGAACACAAGGGAAUGACAUAAACCUAUCUGUUUCUGAGGUCCUGAGCUCCCGCCAUUUUUGCAACAAGAUCUGGAAUGCCAUGCGAUUCAUCCUUAAUGCCUUAGGAGACAGAUUUAUACCCCACCCCAUUGAAGAACUGUCUCCCUCAUCUGCCAUGGAUACCUGGAUCCUCAGCAACCUGGCCUUCACUGUUGGGGAAUGUGAGCGAGGCUUCCUAACACAAGAGCUCUCUCAUAUCACCCAUACUUUGCACCACUUUUGGCUCCAUAAACUUUGUGAUGUCUACUUGGAGUCAGUGAAACCUGUGUUGUCAAGGUCACCCCAAUCCCCUGGAUUACUGCAGACUUUAUACUCCUGUGCAGAUGUUGGACUUCGUCUCCUUGCCCCAUUCAUGCCCUUCCUGACUGAAGAGCUUUGGCAGCGAUUGCCUCAUGGACCAAAUUGCGCCUCAGCUCCAAGCAUCUGUGUUGCCCCCUACCCCUGUGCCCAAAAUCUGAAUCCUUGGUACCAACCAGAAUUGGAACAGCGAUUUGCUCGGGUUCAAGAGGCUGUAAAAACACUAAGGGGGCUCAGAGCCAUGUACCAACUCAGCAGAGUCCGACCCCGAGUGUUGUUGCAAUGUUCAGAGCCCAAAGAACAGUACCUCUAUGAAGAUUUCCUGGAGCCACUGGGCACUCUGGCCCAUUGUGGAGCUGUGAACUUCCUACCUUACAAUAAGGCAUCUCCCCAAGGCUGGGCCCAGGCCUCACUCAGCAAUACCACCCAGGUCUACAUGGAGCUGCAGGGCCUGGUGGACCCUUAUCUCCAUCUUCCUGUCCUGCUUACCAGAAGACAGAAACUACAGAAACAACUUGAUAGCCUUACUGCUUGGACCCCAGUUGAAGAGAGUCAAAUGAUGAAUAGAGAGCAUAAGGUCUCUUCCCUCCUCAUGGAGCUAUCAAAGUUGGACCAGGCAACAUCUUACCUCCAAAAGCUAAUGGAUACAAUUCCUACAAAGCCAUGAAUUCCACCUAUAUGUCUCUUUUCUCUGUCAGACCUGUCUCUGGGUAUUGAUGGAUCAGAGUGACUAAAUCCUACAAGAAUCCUGUGGGACAUUCAUAAUUGCCAUAUCUUCCCUCCACAGUCUUUUUUUUUUUCUUUUUUUUUUUUUUUUUUUUAACAUUUUC
This is a messenger RNA of Sarcophilus harrisii (Tasmanian devil), 5082 nucleotides long. It is a transcript of the gene VARS2, whose product is annotated as valyl-tRNA synthetase 2, mitochondrial. The transcript is spliced from 44 exons. NCBI's taxonomy places the organism in Eukaryota, Metazoa, Chordata, Mammalia, Dasyuromorphia, Dasyuridae. Gene Ontology annotation, molecular function: aminoacyl-tRNA deacylase activity; ATP binding; ATPase activator activity. The record is from RefSeq and is a predicted model, not a curated record. Gene Ontology annotation, biological process: nucleotide-excision repair; valyl-tRNA aminoacylation. Gene Ontology annotation, cellular component: cytosol; transcription factor TFIIH core complex.